CUGCUCCGGAGGGCCGAGGCCAGCCUGAGGCCCGUCCGGCGCCCGGCGACGGCCGCCCCUCGAGGCCUCGCCGGCGACGACGGGGCGCCCGUCUGCGACGACGAGCAGCACCUCUCCGUUGUUGGUAACCCGUCCGCGUUCCUUGUCGGCGACGUCCUCGCCAGCGAAGACGGGGCGCUCGACAGCGACGCUGGCAGCCUCCUCGAGUUCAAGCGCCUGCACUCGUGGCCGUGCGGUGACGUCGCGGAGCUCAAGGCUCGCCACAGGAGCACGUCCAUCGACGCGGUGGAGGUGGGCGCGGCGCUUCCGCUGGAGGGCGCGGGCGCGGCCGCCCAGCGCAGAGGCGUCGGGCACGCUGCGCCGAGCUUGCACGAGCGCGGGCAGGACCAGGAUGACCAGUCGCCAGUGCGAGUUGGUCGCGUCGGGCGUCUGGAUCUGCUUCAGGUGGGCUGCUCAGCAGCGGCGACCCUCGUGACCACUGGCAUUGACAUGUUCUGCGUACGCCAGGUGGCCAACGGCUCGGGACCUGUGUAUACGCCUCUGCUGGGGAUACAACUGUCGGCUCUGUUUGCUUUGCGAAAGGUUGAGAUCAUCGGUAUUACUUUUGACAUGCGCACGGUCCCUCCAGGCUUUGUCAUCCUGCUGAUGUUCAGCGGUGUGCCACUGUCCACGGCGUGGAUUGCUCUCAUCGGCACUCCAAAACUUUGUCCUCUUCAUGUCAUGGUCGUAUUUUUCGGCAUGGCUUACAUCUGUGUUUCCCUUGAUGGCACUGGCCUGCUGCGGCACGUCGCCUUGAAGGUGGCAUCUAAGACGAACAGCCCUGGCAGUGUCUUCCUUGCAGUCUCCUGCCUCACGGGUGUUUUGACUCUGCUGACGUCGAACGACAUCGUUAUCCUCACAUUGACGCCUGUCAUUUUGCACCUCUGUGCGGCCAAGGGCUACGACCCUCACCCUUUCGUGUAUCUGGAGUUCGUCACAGCCAACGUGUGGUCGAUCAUCUUGGAGAUCGGCAAUCCCACCAACAUGAUCGUUUCCGACGCCGCUGGAUUCAAUUUCAGCACGUAUUUCAGGAGCAUGGCGCCCGCUGGUAUUGCUAGUGGCGUGACGGCUGUCGGCGUGAUUUAUGCACUGUCCCUCUCGAGCUUUCGCACGGUGCCGGCCACCGUGAUAGCGCAACGGCCAGGCGGGGAAGUCGCCGACCAGGACGCCGGCGCCACGCCGUUGCAGCCCUUCCGCGCCGGCGCCUGCGCGUGCCGGCUGGUGCUGCUGCUGAUGUUCGCAACCUUGGAUUCGGUCACCUCCGUGCCACUGUGGCAAAGCGUCGGGGUCGUGUUUGUGCUGUCGCUGGUCAUGGAUAUCUCGAUGGACUUGGCCGGGUCGGACGGGACACAAUCCGGUUGCUGGAGCACCUUGGCGAAGAUGCCCUGGGAGGUGGCGCCCUUCGCGCUGUCGCUGUUCUUCAUGGUGGAGGUUCUGGACAUCACGGGGGUCGUCUCGGCGAUGGCGCGCGUGGCCAGCGCAGCCAUCGGAGGCAGCAGAGUCGGAGCCAGCUUCGGCAUCGGCGUGGCAUCAAUCGUCGCAUGCCAAUGUUUGAACAAUCAGCCGAUGACCGUGCUGUUUACGAAAAUAUUGACCCACUCGAAUUUCAACGUUGGGCAGGGUGCCGGACAGAUCGCACAGCGCGCCCUGAUCGUGGGUUCCAACCUCGGUGCCAACGUGACGCUCAUCGGUGCGCUGGCGGGGCCGCUGUGGGUUGGCAUCUUGGCGCAGAAUAAUAUACCGAUGAAUCAAGAGAAGUUCGUCAUGGCGAUGGUUCGCAUCACUCCCGUGGUCGCAGCGGCAGCGCUGGCAACACUGCUCGUGACGUGA
Molecule: messenger RNA, 1869 nt
Organism: Prorocentrum cordatum
Lineage: Eukaryota; Dinophyceae; Prorocentrales; Prorocentraceae
Source: the annotation of a GenBank genome assembly